Messenger RNA from Aureobasidium musti, 1020 nucleotides. The record is from the annotation of a GenBank genome assembly. NCBI's taxonomy places the organism in Eukaryota, Fungi, Ascomycota, Dothideomycetes, Dothideales, Saccotheciaceae.
AUGACAGGGUUCCUGAAUCUCCCAUUCGAGGUUCGCAAGAUCGUCUACGACAACGUUCUGGCAAAUACCGUUGGAGAAUACAAACGUGUCUUCUGGGUCCCAGAUAUCUUGGAGAAGAACAUCGAUCAUCAGACCCUUGCGAUCACGUACAGAAGAGGAAGCAACUUCAGACGCCAGGGAAAUGGACCUUUUGGUGCGUUUGGCUCAGAGUGUCCCGCUAUCCAUCAUCGAGACACUGCGCCCUUGAUAUCUCUAGCUCGAACUUGCAAGUCUUUGCACAAGGAAGUCUCAGACCUUGCCUGGAAAGCUUCAGAUUUCAGAGUUCAGGGAACUCUCGACAUGAUUUGUGGAUUACUUAGUCCUCGCCUUACUCUCUGCAUGCCACUCGUUACCAAGAGUUCCAUCACAUCUCUAGAACUGGUCCUCGACAAACCCUGGAAGGUGAAUGGUCUUGAAGCCAUGGAGGAGAUCGUUGAAAUGAUCAACACCCAUCUACCUGCAUUGGAGGUACUUACUCUAAGCUUUCCACACCUCACGCUUCAUGUGCCGGGAAGCAAGCUCACGAUGCUCUCGAUUUGUCGACCAGCUAGAGCCAUACUUGCACAACUCCUUCCUCUGCGUCCUGACCUGCUUGUGGCUUUCAAAGCUUACUACCACGUAAUGCGUUUUGCAUACAGUCACUACCACAGUAGCUUCAAUGCACACACCCUGGCGUGUUCCCAGCUGGUUGCACUCCUUACAAGCAAUCAUGCAAUCGGCCGUGCAAAAGCCAUUGAAAGAAAGCGCAAGAAGGUUGAGAGUGCUUGCUUGGAUGCCGACUACUAUAUCCACAUGACACUUGGUCUACGUUCUUCCACUCACUACGAAGAGAUUGGUUGCUGUUUCGAUCACAAGGCUCAGAAUCACAUGAGGAAGAUUCACCUGCCCGGUGUCAAAAUCACUACGAGAUGUGCCCCACCAGAAUCAGAUGAUCUCGGUUCGCUGCUUCCCAAGGAAUGGGAGCAAAAGAUAGAGGACUAA